Haliotis rubra (blacklip abalone) is the source of this 5918-nucleotide messenger RNA. RefSeq names its product tax1-binding protein 1 homolog B-like. The record is from RefSeq and is a predicted model, not a curated record. The coding region runs from base 151 to 2961 and encodes 936 amino acids. The transcript has 17 exons. NCBI's taxonomy places the organism in Eukaryota, Metazoa, Mollusca, Gastropoda, Lepetellida, Haliotidae.
UGUUGUAAUGUUGACAUCGCAAAACCAAAAUAGAAGGUGCAAAUUCCCCUCCAAGGCUGAUUUUUCGAUGAAUAUUUGCUGGUUUAGGGAAAUGAUCAAGAAGACUUGAACUGGAAACGUGUUGUUCAUUGUCCAGAGUAUCAUACGAUCAUGUCGGACUCUGAGAUAGAGAAGAUUGAAGUGGUAUCGAAUGAAGAAGUCCGCUUCCAGCGAUCCGAGUUUGCAUCUGUCAUAUUUCACAAUGUCGCUGACACCUACCCAGCAGAUGCCCAUGUAGAAUGCUCAUUCACACUUACCACCGACAUCAUCCCCUCCACCCGAGACUGGGUGGGCAUCUACAAGGUGGGAUGGAUGUCAUCCAGGGACUACAUCUACUACGAGUGGUCCCCUCUACCCAAGAACUAUGAACAAGGGAAGGAGACAGAGGCCACAAUACUUUUCCAAGCUCACACCUUGCCGAAAGAUGAUGGGGAAUUCUACCAGUUCUGCUAUGUGUCAAGUGCUGGACAGAUCCGUGGUGCAAGCACACCAUUCCAGUUCAAGCGACCGUGUGCUGGUGACUUCGUAGAGGUGGAGGACGAAGACACAGACAUGCUGAUCAUCAGGUCACGCACGCUGGUCCUGCAGGAGCAUCUCAAGAAGAAAGAGGAGGAGAAUCAAGACCUCAUGAAGUACCGAGACACCAUGUCCAAGGAGGUGACCAGUCUGGCCGACAAGAUCACGGAGCUGCAGAAGAAGCUGGACAAGUCAGAGCAGGAACAAAGAGAUGUGCAGAAACUGUACAAGGCCAACGAGAAGAAAAUAGAUGAAAUGUUGUCGGAUGCUAAUGAUAUGACACUGGUUCACGAUGAGCUACGGUCAAAGGUUGAUGACAAGGAGAAGGAGCAUCAGAGUCUGGAGGUGAACGUGUCAAAGCUGCAGAGAAGUGUGGAUACACUCCAGGACAAGAUGAAGGUACUGCUGAAUGAGAAGGAUGAGUUGGAAGGCAGAAACAGGACCCUGCAGGAGGAGAUGGAGAUGUACAAGAACCAUCUGAGCCAGUCAGAGACAUCAGUGGGUGGUCAUGUACAGGAGAUCGAGAAACUGACCAGUGGUAUUGCAGAGAGCGAGAAGGUCACUGCCAAGCUGCAGAGGAAGAUAGAGGAGCAGGAUGAGGCUUUGGACUCUUGCCGCGAGGAACUUGCUCGGGUGAAGAUAGAACUCCACCAGGAGCAGCGGCGUGUGAUGGAGCAGGUCCACGUUACACACUCAGAGCAGGAGAAUGUUACUGCACUGACUGAGAAGCUGCGCAAUGCUGAAGACAAGCUGGCCACAGAGGAGAACACCAAGGAGUUGAUGAGGCAGGAGUUGAAGAACUUCCGGGAUGCUCAGGACAAGAUGUCACAGGACCUUGCAGCGAGUAAGUCAGAAUGUCACAUGAUGAAGACACAGAUCUGUCGCAUGGAAGAAGACUUUGCUCAAGAGAACACAGUCCUCCUGUCAGAGAACUCGGCCAUUCACCGAGACCUGGAGAAUGUUCUCAAGGAGAAGGAGGUCCUCCAGGCCCAGGUGUGCUCCCUGCAAGAUGAACUGUGCAAGACUCAGGAGAAUGUGGAGUGUACAGAGGGGCCAAUGUUUGCUCUACAACAGGCCAACAACGGACUGAAGCAGAGACUCCUGCACCUGAAUGAAAGAUACAACAAACUCACAGAUGAGAAGAAACAAGCUCGAGUUCGCGAGCGUGAGUUGAACCGGGAGAUAGUGGAUCUGAAGGAGAGGAUCCACAUGUGCUCAGAAGAGUACAAGCAGAUCUACAAGGAGAACAAGAAACUGCAGAAGAGAACAGACAAGCUUUUAGGACACCGGAGAUGGAGAGACACACAGAGCGAGAGCGAGAGUGUGACCACUGAGAAACUACAGACAUCCUCCAGCAAGUCCAGCCCAGCGCGCAGUACAUCAUGUGAUGCUGUGGCCAAGACAUCAGUAAUGGGUGGGUCAGAGCUCCAGGCCUUGCUGGCCACAGAGAAACAAAAGAAGGACCGCUACAAGCAGCAGCACCGUGAGGAGAAGGAGCGUUUGGAGACCCUGCGUCGCCACUAUCACGAUGAGCUGCAGGCCAAGGAUGUGGAAAUUGCCAGACUGAAGCACCUCAUCACUGGCCGAGACUCGGAAUCUGGAGACAGUGGAGCGUUGCAGCAGAAGGUUAUGUCUCUAGAGAAAUACCUGGAGGAAAAGCAGAAGAUGAUUGAUGAGCUGAACCAGAAACUCCGAGAUGUCAAACUGGAGUGUGAGACGCCUAAGCCAGCCAAGAGAAGCACCAUCCCAAAGAAGACAGAGCCAGAGGUUGUGUGCCCAGUGAAGAGUGAGGCCUGUUGUUCCUCACCCAAGCUCAUCUACGGCAACCCGUACAAGGAAGAGUCCAAGAAGCUGACCCUCCAAGAGCAGGCAGCAAUGUGCACCCCUGCUGCCGUCUCCCACCCCCCACAGACUCAACAGAUGAGUCGAUACGAUGAACAAGAGGAGGUGUUUGUGGAUGCCUCAGCGUGUCUCAUUCCUCUGCCCAGACCCAUGGAACCCGAAGUAACUUCUGAGGCCAAACUGGCAGCAGUCAAGGCAACACUUCCACAGACAGAUGGCUCAGAUGAGUUGGAUGGCCACUGCUACGGGAUGCCAGUCAACAGAUCAGGGAUCAUGCCAUCAGCUCCCCCUUCCUACGCUACACAUUCAGACAGUGGCAUGGACGACAUCAUUGUGAAGAUGGCCAAUGGAAAGUGGCUGAUCAAUGCAAACGGUGAGACUCGGAAAUGUCCACAGUGUUCAGAGGUGUUCCCGGCAGAGCUGAAGGAAGAGGACUUCAUGGAACACGUCUUGGGUCACAUGGGCGCAUCUGCCCGUCUGUGUAAGAAGCAGGUGGACGACACCAUGGACGGCAGCACUUUUGAAUAUCACGUGCAUUGCUGCAUCGGUGAGGGCUCCAACUGAUCCCUCAGGUUUGGUUACCAUGGUGAUGAUUUUUCAUGGUGAGCUGUAUAACUGAAGAAUAACUUUUGUGAUGUUUUUUGUGAGAUAUGUGUCAUUAAAAUUACAUAUAGUUUAAAAUCAUUUUGAUUACACUAACAGUGUUGUUAUAUAUUGUGAAACAUGUCAUACUAUUGACUUAAUCAUGAAGUACUAAGAAUGACAAGUCAUUCUGUGUUAAACAUAGCCAAGCAGAUUGCUCUUAUCUUACAGAUACCUGUUAACAGCUUCUUUAAUGAUGUAUUAGAUUAUGGCUGGGUGAUUUGACAUGGGUGUGCUUUGUCAGGCACUGUUAAGUACAUGACUUGUCUGGUAUGGCUAGAGCCACACUGACUGGCAUCUGUCUACAGAGUGUAACAUGUCUGUUCACUCCAUGAUGUUGCUGUUGCAGCAAUAGUAACUCCAGAUUACUAGACAGAUUCCUGGUUCAUUAUUGGGGGAUCAUAUAUUGGUAUAUCAGGGUUGUUAGUACUCUGUAAUGGGCAGUCUGUUUUACAUAUACAGAUAUAGGCUUCAUGUAUGAUCGGAGAUGGUUGUUUAAGGUGGACAGAAUUAAGGAUAUUGUUGUAGUUGUGUAGCACUCAGUUAAAGUAUUAUCAUCUGUGAUAACUAGUGUAUUAAAUACUGUGAGGUCUACUGCACCACUCCUGUACAUAGCUGGCUUCUUUACCUGCACUGUUUCACUAUGUCGUGGGUUACAAUUCAUCUAUAAUGAUGUAAAACAUGGCUUCAGAGGUAUUCAACAUUACACUCCUGCAAGUCUAGAAUCAGGUUUAUCUGUACAGAUUUUGCACGUCAUGCACAUAUUUAAUCUCAAGAUUGAUGUUCAACUAAUCUUACAUUUGAUAAUUACCCUGGCAACACACUGACAACGUUUCUGUAUCACGACACAGUCUUGACCUGGGGUCAUGAUGGAGGCACUAGAAUCUACUACACCCUUGAUGAUUAAUGUCUUGUUCAGCCUAUCAUUUACCUUACUUCAAGAGUUGUAUCAUGUAUAACAGUGUAAAUCUGGAAAGUUUCGUGAGCAGGAGAGUGUUACAAUAACUCUAAGCAACACAAACCAUCAACAGUUUCAUGAAACCUAUUUUCGCAGACCAACAAGUAAAAAAAUGGAAGGAGGAGGCAGAGUUCUUUUAUUCACUUCCAGAGUUUGUAGCAUGCAGUAGAAGAUGAUUUAAAAAACUAAUCUCUCAGGUCCUGUUGCCAUAGUUACACAUUGUUGAUCAGUUCAAUAGUUUGAAUAAAUACUGAGAUACUUUUCACCAUGCCACUUCCCAUUGAUGAAGUUGAUAGGUGCAAAAGUAACUGUGAUUUGUAAUCUUAUCAAUUGGAAGUUGCAGAACCUAAUAGUUAGGCUAUUAUUUACCACUCAUAAUAUUUUCAUGAUACAAAAUUUUCCAGAUUUCCAUUACUGUUAAAUUUACCUUACAAACAAUAUGUAUGUCUUUCAGAGAUGAUGGUUAUUAGUGCUCAUGUUCACGCUGAUUUUAGUCACAUCCAUAGCUGGCUUCUUUGUCCUUUAUAUGAACUUUUUUAUUUAUCUUUUUUUGCCAGAUUUGUCAAAUGUAGACCUUUGUUGUUCAUGUUUCAUAUUUGACCAAUAUUUGUUUUUGGAUAUAGAUUUUUCCUGUAACCAGGAUGACAUUAAUAGUAUUUACUGUUUGUCUUGUAUAAGUAGUGAGGCCCAACUUAGGGUGAGAGAAAUAUCUUGUAAUGUUUUUGACAUCGGAAGAUAAUUUUGAGACUUUUUUAAGAGUUGAUCAGCCACAAUACUGUACAGUGCGUUUGUCAGCAAGCAGGGCUUGUCACACGGCAAUAUGUUUACACUGGAGAAAUAGUGUACUAUUGCAAUAUUGCCUCGUGAUGUUAGGGAGAUGUUUAUCCUGGACCGAUCAUGUUAAUAAACAUGGUGCUUGAUGCAGUAUGUAUUGUAUUGUAACUGUAGAGACAGUGUACUGUGUGUGGAUGUGGUACAUAAGGACGCAAAGUCAGUGAGUGGUACAUACUGGUACCAGAUGUGGCAGGCUUUGUGUGGAGUUUGAGAGUGUUUCCUGUCAAAAGCUAUAAUUAGUUACCUUUCAUUACAAUAAUUACUUUUUUACAUUGUGGUGAUAAUUAAGUUGUUGACAUGAUCAUGACAAUAUAAUUUCUUAACAUUAUGACAAUGAAGAGUUUGUUUGCAAUAUUUUGAUAAACAUGAAAAAUAGUUUCUUUAUAAUAUAAAAAUAGAUAUUUUCUGAGAUCACAUGUUGACUUUUAGUUCAGUCUUGUUCUGUUUGGCUUUGUUUUUUCAAGAGUUCCAAGAGUGUCCACGUUUGGUUUAAUUUGUGAUAUGAUUUUGUUGCAUAUUGUCACCUAGUGCUGAAUCCAGACAUCAGCCACCUUUGAGUUGGUUGUAUGAGGCAUUCCAUAAACCAUGUGAGAGACAACUGCUCUUGUUGUCUAUCUGGUACAUGCUGUAGUUUAAUGUAUCAAACACUCUCCAGUAAAUGCCCCCAGUUGUUUUGAAACAAGAUUUCAUGUUGACUACAUUAAAAACAAUCUUCCUCUUUGCAUUUAAUCUGUUUGUGUAUCACUUAAUUAUUAAGAUCGGUAAGACGUCAUUUGUUCAUGAAGAUUUGAACAUUUGAAACUAUUUACAUCCUGGGUGCUUGAUACAUUAAAUGUGUAAGAAUCACCAUCAGUGGGUAGUUUUUCAUGGUGAUGAUGAGCCACAUCUAGUGCAAACAAUAAUUAGUCGUACUUGACCGACUUAUGUAUCAAUAUGAUCUGUCCUCAACACCCAGAGUCCUGCUUCUUGUUGGCUGUAGGUGCUUCUGAUCUUCGUGGUGUCUGAAUAGGUCAAAUGUACUUUCAAUUCUUCUCACCACUGUACAACAUUACACUCUAAAUUAAUGGGAAUAAAGUCAUUCACUGUA